CCCCCUAUUCCAGAAAGAAACUGGUCUCGCCUCUAGAAUGAAAUGCAUUUUCCAUUAGUUGUGGCUCAUAGGUCCUACAUGACCAGACCUUUGAGAAAAAGUUCAUAAUUUGCUAAACUGGUGUUGCUUAAGCAGGAGUGAUGCUAAAGCAACCUGGAGCAGAAACGUCACAGAAAAGUUUAUUUCCGUUAUGUUCAGUGAAGACGACGAAGACUCUCUCAGGCUAGACAACACGUUACGACAAGACUUUGUGACAGGCUUUACGACAAGGAUUAACGUUAGGCUGGACACCUUUUCCUCGUUAAAAGAGAACAAUGCAGGCUGUUUUGAAGCUUGUCUGUCUGUUAAUAUAUUUUCCAUAUAACGUAACCCAUUCCCUGCAGUACUUCUACACGAUCACAUCAGGAAUCUCAAGCUUCCCAGAGUUUGGAGCAGUUGGAAUGGUUGAUGGUGAGGUCAUCAUUCAGUAUGACAGCAACACACGAAAUGUGGUUCCCAGGCAGGCAUGGAUAAAGGAGCAUCUGGAUCAGGAGUACUGGAAAUCAGAGAAGGAGCUGGCCUGGAUUGCUAAGGUGGCCCUUAAGGAGGACAUUCGGAUUUUAAAAGAACGCUUUAAUCAGACAGAGGGAGUGCAUGUUCUCCAGAGACGGUAUGGCUGUGAGUGGGAUGAUGAGAGUGACGUCACCAGUGGCUAUGAGCAGUAUGGUUAUGAUGGAGAGGACUUCAUCUCACUGGAUCUGAACAACAUGAGAUGGGUGGCUGCAAAACCACAAGCAAUCCUGACCAGAAACAAAUGGGACACCUAUGAGUCCAGUUAUAGUAGCAGGACACAGUACUUCACCCAGAAUUGCUGUUAUUGGCUGAAGAAGUAUGUUCAGUAUGGGAACAGUACUCUCGGAAGGAAAGUGCCCCCUAGGGUCUCUGUGUUCCUGGGACGCAUCUCCUUUUCAGCGGUGUGCCACGCUACAGAUUUCCACCCAAAGGGAAUAAACAUGACCUGGAGGAGAGAUGGAGAAAAGAUGCAUGAGGAUGUGGAUGUGGGAGAGACGCUGCCCAAUGGGGAUGGAACCUUCCAGAAGAGAGCUGAGCUCACAGUGUCACCUGAGGAGAGAAAGAGAAGUCAGUACACCUGUGAGGUGGAACACAUAAGUGGAGAACCAACACUCGUCACCCUGACUGAGGAAGAGGGAAAACCUGUUGGAGCCAUUAUAACUGGAUGUGUGAUUGGAGCUCUUGUUCUUACUUCUAUUUGCUUGGUUAAGAAGAAAAAGAGAGAAUGCAAGAAGGCAAACCACUGUGACAGAGAUUGUGACUACUCUGAAUCUACAAAGCCAUAGACUGCAAAAAUGGCAACUCCUUGCUCAUGUUCCUCAACUGCCUUUUUUACAAUGCUGCCCUUCUUUAACAGCCUAAUACAGCAUAUUGCAUGACUGUGUGUGUCCUAUAUUCAAGCAAUGAAGGUCAUCAUAUCUAAUAUAAAAAGUCAAGUGCUUUUCUUGUGCCUGCAUGUCCGCCCCUGAUUAUAGCCUUUUCCUUCAAGCAGUGAUUAAUGAAGCCUAUUGAACAAAAUGAAAAACAUUCACUAAUUACUUGGCUGAUGAACAAAUUUGACAGGAAUGUUAACACUGUGACUGAUGGCGUUACUGACCGAUGCCUGACAACACUAGUUAUGUGCAUGAAAAGUACACAUGACACCUAGUGUGCUGGUUUGGGUUUUGGAAAUCUGGUCAUCUAGCAGACAGAGUAAUUGGAAACUCAAAAUUGUCUACUAUGAGAAGUAAUAAAAAUGGCUUGCUGUAAUUAAUAAAUGCCAGUUGGGUAUUGUGAAUGAUGAAUACUACACAGUGGUUUAUCAAAUCACUUCACAGUUUAUCACUCUAUUUUUCAAUUAACAUCACCUUCCUUAAGCCUGUAAAGGAGAGCUAGGGUGGAAGAAGACGAGAAGGCCUCUGAAGGAAGGGUAUAGAAGGAAGGGUGGCCUCUGGGCGGAAACAUAUCUAGGGAAAAUAUUUAACAGGGUAAGGCGGAAUCUAUGAAGCAGCACUAUGGUUCCGACUGAGCUAGAGACCUGGCAGAAGGGUUUUAUUCCUUUAUUUCCUUUUAUCACGAUUUUAGUAAUCCAAGAAGCCUAUCGGAACAUCAGG
Clupea harengus (Atlantic herring) is the source of this 2144-nucleotide messenger RNA. Its product is annotated as patr class I histocompatibility antigen, A-5 alpha chain-like. Gene Ontology annotation, biological process: immune response. Bases 315 to 1337 code for a protein of 340 amino acids. The transcript has 7 exons. The record is from RefSeq and is a predicted model, not a curated record. NCBI's taxonomy places the organism in Eukaryota, Metazoa, Chordata, Actinopteri, Clupeiformes, Clupeidae. Gene Ontology annotation, cellular component: external side of plasma membrane.